Messenger RNA from Anopheles marshallii, 375 nucleotides. RefSeq names its product putative odorant-binding protein A10. The coding region runs from base 1 to 375 and encodes 124 amino acids. Lineage: Eukaryota; Metazoa; Arthropoda; Insecta; Diptera; Culicidae. The transcript is spliced from 3 exons. The record is from RefSeq and is a predicted model, not a curated record.
AUGCAAAAGGUCAGCAGUCGCAGCAGCAUAUGCUGGUUCGUCGUCGGCCUCAGCCUGCUGGUGGUGCUGACGGUCCAGCUGAUCGGCUUUACCCACGCCGAAGCGACCACCGCCCGGACGCAGGUUUCGGACGAAGCGCUCGACAAAGCCCUCAGCGACAAGCGGUACCUGAUGCGCCAGCUCAAGUGUGCGCUCGGUGAGGUACCGUGCGAUCCGGUGGGAAAGCGCCUCAAGAGUUUAGCACCGUUCGUCCUGCGCGGAGCCUGCCCACAGUGUACGCCGCCCGAGAUGAACCAGAUCAAAAAAACGUUAGCCCAUUUGCAGCGAAAUUUCCCAUCGGAAUGGAACAAGCUCGUACAGACGUACGCCGGCUGA